Messenger RNA from Closterium sp. NIES-67, 319 nucleotides. NCBI's taxonomy places the organism in Eukaryota, Viridiplantae, Streptophyta, Zygnematophyceae, Desmidiales, Closteriaceae. The record is from the annotation of a GenBank genome assembly.
AUCACCGCUGCUACAGAUGCUGCUGCUGCUGCCGCUGCCCCUGCUGGUGGUAGUGGUGCUGCUGCUGCCACUGAUGAUGAUGAUGAUGAUGAUGAUGAUGAUGAUGAUGAUGAUGAUGAUGAUGAUGAUGAUGAUGAUGAUGAUGAUGAUGAUGAUGAUGAUGAUGAUGAUGAUGAUGAUGAUGAUGAUGAUGAUGAUGAUGAUGAUGAUGAUGAUGAUGAUGAUGAUGAUGAUGAUGAUGAUGAUGAUGAUGAUGGUGGUGGUGGUGGUGCAUCCCCCUCACCCUCCCCUUCCCUGAUUGCUCUGCUCAGGUCACCGG